This is a messenger RNA of Hemibagrus wyckioides, 2446 nucleotides long. RefSeq names its product ras-related protein Rab-39B-like. The transcript has 3 exons. Gene Ontology annotation, molecular function: GTP binding; GTPase activity. Gene Ontology annotation, cellular component: Golgi membrane. The record is from RefSeq and is a predicted model, not a curated record. Bases 453 to 1094 code for a protein of 213 amino acids. Gene Ontology annotation, biological process: Rab protein signal transduction. NCBI's taxonomy places the organism in Eukaryota, Metazoa, Chordata, Actinopteri, Siluriformes, Bagridae.
CCUCUCCUCUUUGGUUUACGGUAAUGGUGCUGAUGCGGGAUGAGUCAGGUUGUGUGAUGUCUCUGAUACUGCUGCCAUUUCAUCAGCACAAUUUCCAAACAUUUCACUCCUCCAAAGCGUGGAGGAGAUCCAAACCACCCCGAAAAAGGCGUCAGGACUGCUUUGACUUCUUAAUGUCUGGGACUGCGAGAGCUGUUUUGCAUGCACAGAUUUAAAGGGACACGUUGCGUUGGUGUGAGAUAUCUGUUUACUACACUACAGUAGCUUCCGGGUGUCCUCUGAUGUCUGUUUUGAUCGCUGUUAGAGAGUAAGGAGAGACUGAAACAGGGUGUGUAUGUGUUGCUUUGCCUUGUGAUAUGUGUGUGUGCGCUUUCUAGAAAGUCCAUCAUCCUGUCAGGACCAUGGCAUUUGGGUUUACUAAGCUCUGAUUAACCCGACCAGACACCAUAGACAUGGAGACAAUAUGGCUUUACCAGUUUCGCCUGAUCGUCAUUGGAGACUCCACGGUUGGUAAAUCAUGUUUGAUUAGGCGCUUCACAGAGGGACGGUUUGCACAAGUGUCUGACCCUACAGUUGGUGUGGAUUUCUUCUCUCGCCUGGUGGAGAUCGAGCCUGGGAAACGAAUAAAGCUCCAGAUAUGGGAUACGGCGGGUCAGGAGCGCUUCAGGUCCAUUACUAGAGCGUACUACCGUAACUCAGUGGGAGGCCUGCUGCUGUUUGAUAUCACAAACCGCCGCUCGUUUCAGAAUGUUCGCGAUUGGCUGGAGGAGGCACGCAGCCAUGUGCAGCCACACACCAUCGUCUUCGUGCUGGUGGGCCACAAAUGCGAUCUGGAGGUGCAGCGUCAGGUCUCCCGGCAUGAGGCUGAGAAGCUGGCGUCUGUUUACGGCAUGCGUUACGUGGAAACUUCUGCGUGCGAUGCCAUCAACGUGGAGAGGGCAUUCACCGAGCUGACACGCGACAUCUUUGAGUUGGUCAAGCAUGGGGAGAUCACCAUUCAGGAAGACUGGGAGGGUGUGCGGAGCGGCUUUGUGCCCAACGUGGUGCAUUCAUCCGAGGAGGUAACAAAGAAUGAGCGCCGGUGCUUCUGCUGAACCAUCUAGAACCCUAGACUCAAAUCUUCAGAUCUCACAGAAUAGAAGGACAAAUUUCAAUCCUUACUUAUGACGUUACUCCUUCCCUGCCUGCUGAAUGGUCCCAAGUCUCCACCGUCUGGUUCACUAGUUACUGCUCCUUAUAGCUAACCAUUUACAUGACAGACAAAUCUGUACUGACACUAACACAUUUCAGCUUCUUCUUCUUCUUCUAAAAAAAGACAGAACCUUAGUCCAGCACCUUACAUAUCUGUCAAUCACUUGAAAGCCAUGACAUGUUUCCCUUGAGGGUAAACAGCCUUUAGAGACUGGGUCUUCUGUAGACAUGCACAAUGGACAGAUAUUUCCAUGAGAGAUUAACCAAAAGCAAGGACUUUUUAAAUGAACUACUGAGCUCAGAAUGCCGAAAUGCUGCUUGAGGUAAAAAGACUCCACUAUGUAUUAUAUGGUGUUCACAUAUUGUGUUCAGGCCUGAAUAUUAAGGUGACAAAUCAACAUUAAUAUUAACAACCUGCCUGUUUGUUUUUUUUGUUGCUUUGGUCUGCACACAUUGACAUGUUUGAGCAAAUCCUGUUGCCAGAAAUACAACUUUCAAGAUGGAUUACAAGCUUGUACUUUUGUUAACUUACCAAAGGGAUUUAUGUAAGCUUGUGAAUAAAAUGAAAGAGAAACAUGGGAAAUGAAGCGCACUAUGACAAAUACAGUUCAACAUUUCCAUCAUGAAAAAGGAAAUGUUUUUAAACUGUAAUCCUUUUAGGGGAUUUACGUAACUGAAACACAUUAAAGAAGCAAUGGUUUAAACUGUUAUUCUUACCAACACCCUUUUCAAGCCCAUUAUACCUCUUACACUAACAAGCUUGUUCCCGAUUUCUAAUAGUAAAAAUGCUGAUUGUCACCAAUUUCACCAUAAAUUGCUCUAUAAAGCACAUCAAAUCGGACCAGACUGUUGUACACAUCACUACUUUGACUGACGGCUGCACAGUAUAAUAUUGCAUGGUAAUAAUGAUCACAAUAUUCUCCUCUACAAUAUGACAACUGUUUAGCACUGUAUCCAUAUUGUGCAAGCUUUAGCACCAUUGUGCUGGAUUCAGUCUCCUGCAUCCUUGAAGCACUGGCAUACAUUUCGAUUGGGCUUCAGUUUUGGUUUGUUUUCCAGUGCAUCUGAGCUCACGAGGACUGGAAUAUUAAUGAUGAGUGUACCUUCAAAUAGUUGUGAAUCACGCUGUACCUCUUUCUCAGAACCUUAUGUACUAGAGAUUAAAAUAUUAUGGAAAAAAAAUGGAGUUAUUAGGUCUCGUGUCUGGUGUUGCAACCUUUUUGUGUUAUCACUGGAUGAGGGGGGAACUUUUUAU